AUGACGUUGGACAUAGAUUACGUUUUCUCACCCGCCCUGAGUAUUAAGUCGAGAGUCAGUGCUAAAACUAAGCCAGGCACCGACUUCUGGCAUACCCACCCCAUUCCCGAAUUUAACGUGCCUUCAAUUCGCAGCACUGACGGCCCCAACGGUAUAAGAGGCACGAAGUUCUUCGCCGGUGUGCCGGCUGCCUGUUUGCCCUGUGGUACCGCCUUGGCGUCGGCCUGGGAUCAGGAUCUGCUGCGCGAUGCGGGGAUUUUGAUAGGAAAAGAAUGUCUGGCAAAGGGAGCGCACUGUUGGCUUGGUCCGACAAUUAAUAUGCCCCGGUCACCACUGGGCGGCCGGGGAUUUGAAUCUUUCGCAGAGGAUCCGCAUCUCGCCGGAGGAAUGGCUGCCGCAAUGAUCACCGGCUGCGAGAGUACCGGGGUCAUCUCCGCCGUAAAGCAUUUUGUGGGUAAUGACCAGGAACAUGAGCGGAGGGCUGUGGAUGUUCUGGUCACUCAGCGCGCGUUGAGAGAGAUCUACCUGCGACCCUUUCAGAUCGUAGCCCGUGACGCGUGUCCAGGGGCUUUGAUGACUUCCUACAACAAGAUCAAUGGGAAGCACGUUGUAGAGAGUAAAGAGAUGUUGGACAUGGUCCGCCAGGAAUGGAAGUGGAACCCGCUGAUCAUGAGUGACUGGUUGGGGACUUACACUACGAUUGACUCGAUGAACGCCGGUUUGGAUUUGGAGAUGCCGGGCCCGUCGCGCUACCGAGGUCGAUAUGUGGAAUCAGCCCUGCAGGCAAGGUUGAUCAAGGAGUCCACCAUCGAUAGUCGCGCACGAAGGGUCCUUGAGUUUGUUCAGCAAGCAAGCAGAGCAUCAGUAUCCGCUGUGGAAACUGGAAGAGACUACCCAGAAGACCGGGCGCUGAAUCGAAAGUUGUGUGCCGAUAGUAUCGUGCUUUUGAAGAAUAAAAACGAUCUUUUGCCCUUGCCCAAAACCAUCAAGAAGAUUGCCCUGAUCGGCUCACAUGUGCGAACUCCAGCGAUUUCGGGCGGUGGUAGUGCGUCGCUAGAACCGUACUACGCUGUUUCGUUGUACGAUGCUGUGAGCGAAGCUCUUCCCCACACCGAGAUUCUCCAUGAGGUGGGCGCUUAUGCACACAAAAUGCUCCCUGUGAUCGACCGGCUCCUUGAAAAUGCCGUGAUGCAUUUCUACAACGAGCCUAUAGGGACGGAGCGUAUCUUACGUGCCACACAGCCCAUGUCGAAGACGGCCUUUCAACUGAUGGAUUUCAGUGCUCCGGAGCUCAACAGAGGCCUAUUCUAUACGACACUAACCGGUGACUUUACACCAGAUGUGUCAGGUGUGUGGGACUUUGGCCUCACAGUCUUUGGCACCGGCACCUUGUACGUCGAUGACGAACUCGUCGUCGACAACACCACGCAUCAAACCCGAGGAACAGCAUUCUUCGGAAAAGGAACAGUGCAAGAACUGGGAUCGAAGACUCUUAACGCGGGACAAACAUACAAGAUUCGCAUCGAAUAUGGAUCUGCGAAUACCAGUCCCAUGAAAGCGAUCGGGGUGGUGCACUUCGGUGGGGGUGCAGCGCACCUCGGAGCAUGCUUACAUGUUGAUCCCGCAGAGAUGGUGCGCAGUGCUGUUAAGGCAGCCGCAGAGGCGGAGUACACCGUUCUCUGUACCGGCCUGAAUCAUGAGUGGGAAUCCGAGGGCUUUGACCGGCCAGACAUGGAUCUCCCACCUGGAAUUGACGCGUUGAUCGCCUCGGUUCUGGAGGUUGCCGCACAUAAAACUGUGAUCGUUAAUCAGUCCGGGACGCCGGUGACGAUGCCCUGGGCUGAUAGAGCGCGAGGGAUCGUUCAGGCUUGGUAUGGAGGCAAUGAGACCGGUCAUGGUAUCGCGGAUGUGAUAUUUGGGGACGUCAACCCAUCCGGCAAACUGCCACUAUCGUGGCCAUUGGAUGUGAAGCAUAACCCAGCAUAUCUGAAUUACGCCAGCGUGGGGGGCCGGAUGCUGUACGGCGAGGAUGUUUAUGUUGGGUAUCGGUACUACGAGAAGGUUGGCCGGGAGGUGCUAUUUCCAUUUGGACACGGCCUUUCCUAUACGACCUUCACUGUGCGUCCGGAUGUGGUCUUCUCUCAGGAAGCUUUUAGACCCGAGCAACCGCCAACUGCUGCUGUACAAAUUAAGAAUACUGGCAAGGUAGCUGGAGCGCAAGUCCUCCAAUUGUAUAUCUCCGCUCCCCAGUCCCCCACACCUCGCCCGGUCAAGGAGCUGCACGGAUUUGCCAAAGUUUACCUGCACCCCGGGGAAGAAAGAGUGGUCCAUAUUCGUAUGGAUAAAUACGCCACAAGCUUUUGGGAUGAAAUCGAAGGCAUGUGGAAAAGCGAAGAGGGUGUGAGUGUAUCUGAGGUCACCGGCCAUGGUACUGUCCGUCUCAUAUAUAAAGAUGAUCAGCGUCUAGAUUACUCGCGACAUCCAAGGGUAAGUAUUUCGGAAGCAGUCAACAUGGUUGUAGUAGGAAAGCAACGAGACGAAGACGUGUCAGAGCCCGUCCUGGCCAACCUGCUGGCCGAGGAUCGAACCGCUUGGUAUAAGAAACCCAACCUGAGACGAUUGUACUUGAUCCUCUUCCCUGCGUGUAUGGGCAUUGAGAUCACCUCGGGAUUUGACUCACAGAUUAUCAACACAGUGCAGAUCGUGUAUACUUGGAAUAAAUACUUCGGGAGACUAACUGGUGAUACCGUGGAUGGUAAACCCGAGUACCAGGUCGAGCCGAACCUGAAGGGCUUUCUAGGAGCGGCAUAUUCUCUUGGAGCUAUCCUUGCUUUGCCACUUGUCCCUUGGGUUAAUCAACGCCUUGGAAGAAGAUGGACGAUCAUGUUUGGGUCUUGUAUCAGCCUGGUGGGUGCGAUACUACAAGGGUUCGCUAAUGGAGUCGGCAUGUAUGUAGUAGCACGCAUGUUACUUGGGUUUGGGAUCCCAUUUUGCAUUGUGGCUGGGUCUUCCCUCAUCGGAGAACUCGGCUAUCCCAAGGAACGACCAAUCCUCACGUCCUUGUUUAAUUCAUCCUACUUCAUCGGCCAAAUCGUCGCUGCUGCCGUCGGCCUGGGAACAGUGACUAUUGCAAGCAACUGGGCAUGGAGAAUCCCUUCACUCUUGCAGAUAGCUCCUGCUAUGGUUCAAGUGGUCUUUGUUUUCUUCCUGCCGGAGAGUCCUCGAUAUUUGAUCAGCAAAGACCGACACGAAGAGGCCUUCGAUAUACUAGUCAAGUACCAUGCUGAGGGAGACCGUAGCUCCGUCAUCGUGCGCGCGGAGAUCGCCCAAAUUGAACGGACUAUCAAGCUGGAGCUCGAAGCGGCGAAGCAAACCUGGUGGGACAUGUUCCGCACCGCGGGAAUGCGGCGUCGGAUGUUCAUAUCCGCGUUUUUGGGAUUGUUUACCCAGUGGUCUGGAAACACAUUGAUUUCGUACUAUCUCAGUGACUUGCUGGCUUUGGUUGGCAUCACCGACAGCGUGAUCAAAUCCAAAAUCAACAUCGGUAUUGCCUGCUGGGGCUUGGUCAGUGGAACAACCCUAGCUCUCACGGCACCUCGGUUCAAACGGCGGACGAUGUAUUUAACCUGUGCAAUAUCGCUCCUGUGCGUAUACAUUGGCUGGACUAUUUCUAUGGAGCGCUUCAUGACAACGAAGGUCAAGGCUGCGGCAAUCUUGACCAUCUUCUUCAUCUUUGCCUAUUCCCCAGCAUAUAACCUGGGCUACAAUGCUUUGACUUACACGUACCUGAUUGAAAUCUUCCCUUAUCUCGGUCGCUCUCGUGGCCUCUCCUGGUUCCAGUUUUAUGGCCGUGGAGCAACCUUCUUCGCCACAUAUGUCAAUCCCGUCGGGCUGGAUAGAAUCAAGUGGCGAUGGCUCCUUGUUUACUGUUGUUGGUUGGCAUUCGAAGUGGUGUUCAUCUACUUCUUCUUCCCAGAAACGUCUGGAAGGACAUUGGAAGAGUUGUCGUUUAUGUUUGAGGGAAAGGAAAAGGCGAAUGAGGUGGCUGCUGCGGUGCACAAGCAGAUCGAGGGGGAUGAGAAGAAGGCAGACCAGGCUUAG
Molecule: messenger RNA, 4101 nt
Organism: Aspergillus bombycis
Lineage: Eukaryota; Fungi; Ascomycota; Eurotiomycetes; Eurotiales; Aspergillaceae
Product: beta-glucosidase H
Exons: 11
Coding region: 1-4101 (1366 amino acids)
Biological process (GO): glucan catabolic process; transmembrane transport
Cellular component (GO): membrane
Molecular function (GO): transmembrane transporter activity; beta-glucosidase activity
Source: RefSeq, a predicted model, not a curated record